Messenger RNA from Myodes glareolus (Bank vole), 1244 nucleotides. RefSeq names its product gap junction protein gamma 3 (gene Gjc3). Gene Ontology annotation, biological process: cell-cell signaling. The record is from RefSeq and is a predicted model, not a curated record. Lineage: Eukaryota; Metazoa; Chordata; Mammalia; Rodentia; Cricetidae. Gene Ontology annotation, cellular component: connexin complex. Gene Ontology annotation, molecular function: gap junction channel activity.
UUGACACCAGACUCUCCUCCAGAGUUCAUGCCUGGAGGGCUGGGUCCUUUAAUUGGAAUUCUUUUAUGUGGCAGGGAGCCUGCCAGGAAUGAAAAAGAGAAGGCGAAAGAGUGGGCGGCUGCAGAAGGCAGGGCCAUCCCAGGAGUCUGGACCCUGAAGGCUCCAGUGUGAGGAUCCCUUCUGGCUGCUUUCCUCUGUGGUUGACGCUUCUGCUUGGGGCUGCCAGGCAAGUACUGUGGCAGAAUGUGUGGCAAGUUUCUGAGGCAGCUGUUGGCUAAGGAGAGCCAGCAUUCCACCCCCGUGGGGCGCUUCCUGCUUCCGGUGCUGGUGGGAUUCCGCCUCCUGCUCCUGGUUUCCAGUGGACCUGGGGUCUUCGGUGAUGAUGAGAACGAAUUCAUGUGUCAUUUAGGACAACCAGACUGCAAGACCAUAUGUUAUGAUGUCUUCCGCCCCCUUUCUCCACUGCGCUUCUGGGCCUUCCAAGUCAUCUUGAUGGCUGUACCCAGUGUGGUUUAUAUGGGUUUCACUAUGUAUCAUGUGAUUGGAUACUGGGAGGAACCAGAAAAAGGGAACAAGGAACAAGAGUUUCGGAUUUGCAAGGGGGAUCGCAGCAAGGAUGUCUCAGGGACUGGAAGCCUCAAGCUUCUUUGGGCCUAUGUGGCACAGCUUGGGGCGCGGCUGGUCCUUGAGGGAGCAGCUCUGGGACUUCAAUACCAUCUCUAUGGCUUCAAGAUGCCCAGCACUUUUCUAUGUCGUGAGGAUCCUUGCAUCGGCAGCACAACCUGUUUCCAGUCGCACCCCUCUGAGAAGACCAUCCUCCUCAACACCAUGUUUGGGAUUAGUGGGGCCUGUCUCUUGUUUACUUCCUUGGAGCUUAUGCUUUUGGGUUUAGGAAGGCUUUGGAGCAUGUACAAGGACAAACUCCCCCGUUUAAAAAACUUGCCAACCUCAAAGAACUCUGUACGGCGCAAGGACCCAGCUGAUGACUUGACAGUGGUGGAGACAAAAGAACCAUUUUGAGAAGCAGAGUUAUGAAGUUACCUGCCUUGCUUGAAGAAAACCCUGUGACUGGAUCUUCCUCCAUACAUCCAGUGAGAUGGCACAGUGGGUCAAGACGCUUGUCACCAAGCCUCAUGAUCUGAGAACCCACAUGAAGAAGGGAGAAAACCCACCCCAACAAGAUGUCCUCUGACUUCCAUAUACAUACCAUGGCAUUCACGCACACACAUGCACACACACAUACA